Spodoptera littoralis (African cotton leafworm) is the source of this 1431-nucleotide messenger RNA. NCBI's taxonomy places the organism in Eukaryota, Metazoa, Arthropoda, Insecta, Lepidoptera, Noctuidae. The record is from the annotation of a GenBank genome assembly.
AUGUCACGACUUGAUAACAUUGACGCACUGGAAAAGCAAUUAGCCGAGUUACAAAUGGCUAAAGAUUUAAAUGCCACUGGAAAAGUAAAAAAGAUACCACCAGCCGUGCCACCAAAAAAGAAGGCUCAACCGCAAGUUCCACACAGUGCUGUAGUUAGCACUAUAUGCGAGCCAUCAUAUUCGGCUAUGAUUAUGCCACCUGCAAGUAAUAAUUUGACGUACAGGAAUCCGCUUCCAGGCAAUAUACGGCCUCAUAUUCAUAAAGAUUAUGCCAAUGUUAAUCAAUUGAAUCUAUCAUCGUUUAACCAUUCGUAUAGACAAAACUUGCCCAUGCCACCUAAAACUUAUAAUGCAACAUACAGCAAUGUACCGCCGUAUAGAAGCAAUGAUAACUUGCCUCCGGUGCCACCACCACCACCACCACCGCCACCACCCUCGAUUUCAAUUUCAUCAUCGAAACCAUAUAACAUGCAUCAAAAUAACGAAGAAUAUUUGCCACCGCCAUCGCCUGUCAGUUCUAACUACAGUGAAUUAGUCAGAGCCACUACAAACUUGAACUAUAACCAAGAAAGGCCAAGUUAUCCGCCUAUCUAUCAGAAUGAGUUUCCUGAAUAUGGAGCAUCGCAAUCUUCAACUUAUGAAUCACUUUAUGAACCUAUUAAUCCACGCCCACACAGUAAUAUGUCAUCUCAGUCUAAUUCACUGCACAACUACCGCAAUAACUUGUCUAACACAAGCAAGUCACCACUUCAUAAAGAAGAAGAGGUUGAUGCACUUACUAAUAUGCUUGUGAAAUCUAUAACAGACAGUCAAGAUUUAGAUGUUUUUGGAACAUGUGUCAAAUGUGACGGGAAAGUAAUUGGUGAGAGUUCUGGAUGUACAGCAAUGGGAAACAUGUAUCAUGUGACAUGCUUCUGUUGCCAUCGAUGUAAUGUAAACUUACAAGGGAAGCCAUUCUAUGCUGUUGAAGGUCAGCCUUACUGUGAAACUGAUUACUAUGAAACCUUAGAAAAAUGUUCUGUCUGUGACAUGCCGAUUCUAGACAGAAUACUUCGAGCUACUGGUAAACCUUACCAUCCCAACUGUUUUACUUGUGUUGUAUGUGGGAAAAGUCUUGAUGGAAUACCAUUCACUGUUGAUGCAAUGAAUCAAAUUCACUGUAUUGAAGACUUCCAUAAGAAAUUUGCUCCACGUUGUUGUGUUUGCGAAUUGCCUAUUAUGCCAGAAGAAGGUGAAGAAGAGACUGUAAGAGUGGUGGCAUUGGAUCGCAGCUUUCAUGUGAGAUGUUACAGAUGUGAAGACUGUGGGUUACUACUGUCUUCAGAAUCAGAAGGCAGAGGAUGUUAUCCUCUGGAUGAUCAUAUCCUUUGCCGAAAUUGUAACGCGCAUCGUAUCCGUCUCCUUACGAAUGUUAUGACUACUGAUCUAUAA